AUGUCGUUGAAUAUCACCUCGUCUGCUGCAACGAGUAAGAGUAAAAUCAAUCAGUUCAUGCAGACCACUUUAUUAAUAGAAGAGCAAAAUCUUGUGAUAGGAAAACUCGUAGGGACUGGGCAGUACGGUUCCGUAUACAAAGCGACUAUAGCGGGGACGGCAGUUGCUUUAAAAGUGCCGCACCACAGUUUAGAGGGACAAAAGAUGGAUGACUUUAUAGCAGAGAUGAAAAACCUUCGUGGGUCUUGUCAUAGGAAUGUCGUAUUAUUUAUUGGAUUAAGUAAGAUCCAAGGACAUAUAUGUAUAGUCACUGAAUUUGUCCCUGGGGAUUUAGACCAUUUAAUACACAAACAGACUUCAAUGGAGUUGAAGGAGUUCUUAACGUGUAAAUUUACGUUUGACAUGAAGAUGAAUAUAGUGUAUCAAUGCUUGCGAGGUAUUCAGUGGGUGCACAACAGAUACAAUUUAGUCCACCGGGACAUCAAACCGUCGAAUUUUCUGAUUGACAGUAAUUUCACAGUCAAAGUGUGUGAUUUUGGCUUCGCCGAAGUCGUGUCACAGGCUUCCGUCAAACAGCGGGGCACGCCUUUGUACGCGGCGCCCGAGACUUUGAAUGGGGAUGCUUCAAUAGGAAAAGAGAGUGAUAUCUAUAGUCUUGGUAUAACCAUAUGGGAGUUAUUUUAUCAGCGAUAUCCAUUCGAAGAGUACUACGAUGCGUUUGAAGAUGACUCCGAGAAGUUUAGAACAUACUUAAACUCGGGAAUACGACCCGUCUUGCCACGAGAGUAUCUUGAAGAAAACAAAGAUGAAGACCACAAAGAGCAGUGUGAACAGGUCAAUAGUAUCUACGGCGAAGGGAUGAGAACGACGCCAGUUGAAAUGGAUGAGCUCAUGAAAAGCUGUUGGAACAGUGUUGUCUCUAAACGGCCGACGAUCAAUGUGUUAGUGGACAAAGUUGCUUCAUUGCAGUUAACGAAAACACUUGGGAACAACAGUGCUGCGGUGUGGUGGAAGGAACACUUUUCGAAUCGAGGCGAUGCGGAGAAUGAAGUCACUGUGUAUGAGUUCAUCGAUGCACUUGAAAAGACGCACAAAUUGACUCUUGAAAAGAACGAACUCUUAUGUACUGCGCUGAGUGAAGACAACGAAAUCACUCAUUACUACUUCGCCUUCUUAAUUGGGACAUUCGGGUACUUCUUCAAGAAGAAAAAACUGUUCAAGAACAUGUUAGAUACAAUCAAAUGCGAGUGGUACUGUCCUAAGAUCUCUCGAGAGGUCUCGACGUCAAAACUUGAAGGUAAAACAGACGGGACUUUUCUUAUCAGAGAGUCUAAAAGCACUCCAGGCAACCCUUUAACCCUAUCUAAAAGAGAUAAAGGAAAGACCAUCAAUUCGCGCAUCAAAUGUGAUGUUCUUGACGAGAGUAAAGUGGUCUACUCCGUCCAAACCAAAUCUAAAGAAGUCAAAGCAGAGUCUGUAAAAGAUUUAGUCGAGCAACUCAUUCAAAUGAAAGUCAUAUCAAAGCCAUGUACUGAUGAAGAAGAGUCUCCCUAUUAA
Messenger RNA from Entamoeba invadens IP1, 1557 nucleotides. Its product is annotated as carbon catabolite-derepressing protein kinase, putative. The record is from RefSeq and is a predicted model, not a curated record. Gene Ontology annotation, biological process: protein phosphorylation. The transcript has a single exon. Bases 1 to 1557 code for a protein of 518 amino acids. Gene Ontology annotation, molecular function: protein kinase activity; ATP binding. NCBI's taxonomy places the organism in Eukaryota, Evosea, Mastigamoebida, Endamoebidae.